CACCAGUAGCCUACUGUUGGACUUCAUUGUUUCAUGUACUAGGUACAGGAUAAAUCCAAGACCUGGCAACUUCAUGGACAGGCAUUUGUUUAGAAAUCCCAUGUUGGCUGACCUCAUAAUUCACAGAAAGUAGUAUUGUGUAGAUGUCUGUACCUGAGAAAAAUAAUACAAAUAUUUUUAAUAUUUCAAACAAUUCUGACUUUGUACAAGAAAGCACACAUUCCUUUGCGGUGUGCAUCUAUAUACAAUAACUGUAUAUUCUUGAUAUGGGGAAAGUCAGUAACUUACCGAGGAUAGGAGCUUGGCCCUAUCUUCUUUUUUUUAAGCUGAAACCGAAAGUAAGCGAGAAGACGACACGAUAAGCGCCUUUCUUAUCACUUUACUCUGACUUUAAAUAUUUGCACGCGGAUUUCAAAUGGAUGAUAAAAGCAUGGAUCUAAAGAAGCUUCUUAAGAUUGAUGAGGACCUGGAGAAAGGUGAAGUGGCUCAGCUUAAGUUUCUCUGCACUGACCUAGUUCAGAAGAAGCGUUUGGAGACAGUGACUGAUUUCAAAGAUCUCUUUCAAAGACUUGAGGAGCAGGGACUCGAUGAGGGGCUGCUUAUCCCCGAGCUUCUCAUCAUAAUUCGACGUUUCGACUUGCUAAAGAUCCUAAACAUGUCCAAAGAGCAGGUGGAGCAUGAUCUGGCACAUGAUGACUAUAAGCGUGUCUCAUCGUACAGAAAGAUGCUUUUUCAACUGUCUGAGGACAUGACUGAAGAAAACCUUCGUAUUGUGAAGUUUCUUUCAGAUCUUCCAAAAGCAAAACUUGAAACAUGUACUUCAUUUAUGGACAUUAUUAUUGAGAUGGAAAAGCAACAGAAGCUUGGAGAAGACAACCUGGAUGAACUGAAAGAUAUUCUGGACAAAUGUGACAAACAGCUGGCUGACAGAAUAGAGAAGUUCAGGAACCCGCAAAGAGACCGGGAACAAGUAGGUGGCAGACCUCCUCUACAGGAAUUAUCUAACCGUGAACACUUCAUACCCAGCUAUCCUGACAGAAGUAUUACAAAUUCUAUGGAGACAGAAAUGAGUGGACUAAGGAGACCCUCUCUUGCUACUGAUUCACAGAUUGAGGAACAGACAACCACAUAUGAUGAGGACUACUAUACCAUCAGCCAUAGACCUGUAGGACACUGUUUAAUCAUCAACAAUUACAACUUCGAAAUGUCCAAAAUUCAGAAAUUAGGGAACCGAAAAGGCACACAUAAAGACAAAGAAUCACUUGAGAGAGUAUUUAAGAGAAUGUGUUUUGAGAUUACUGUGCAAGAUGAUCUCACAGCCUCAAAGAUGGUCGAAGUGGUGAAGCAGUUUGCAGAAAAGGAUCACUCUCAAAUGGACAUUUUCGUGUGCUGUGUCCUCUCCCACGGAGAGAAAGGUGCUGUCUUUGGUGUAGAUGGCGAGCAGGUUGAAAUUCGUGAGCUCACGCAGCACGCAGCUAAAUGCCGCACACUGGCUAACAAGCCUAAGUUUUUCUUCAUUCAAGCCAACCAAGGUAACGCGUGCCAGAGAGCCAUGUGGAUGGCGGAUGGAGAGGAGCAAAAUACAGAAGGAACAUUUGAAGAGGAUGCUCAAAAGGUCGCCCCCUACAGUAUUACUAUAGAAGCUGAUUUGCUGAUUGGAAUGGCCACAGUAGAGGAUUACCAAUCUUACCGUCACACCACAGAUGGAUCCAUUUAUAUUCAGGAACUUUGUAGACAACUGGAGGAUCUCUGCCCCAGAAAAGAGGAUAUUUGGUCAAUUCUGACGAAGGUGGACUCUGAAGUGAGCACCAGGACAUUGAGAGGCUACAAGCAGAUGCCUGAACCUCGAUAUACCCUCAGAAAGAAACUUGUCCUUCCCAUGGACUGAAGUUUGCUUUGUAUGACUGUCUUCAUGUUGGACAAGUUCCCAUUACACUACGGGCUCUUUGGUACAGAUUAUAGGAUGAUCAGAGAGCUUCGGAUUUCUUCUAUUAAUAUAUUAAAGUGAAUCAUUGAUGUAUGAGAUCAAUUAAUUAAAUAAACAUCCGCAAAGUGCUCAAUAUGCACUUUUUAAGCAUUUUAUUUUUUAAUCCUAGUCAGUUUAUUUUUGCCAUAGACAAAUGUUGCAUUAUGCUGUGGGUAAUGUUGCAAGUUUAGCAGACUUGCCCAUAUUUUCCUUUUAUUAAUUCUUCUGGUGUUCGGGAACAAUGAUUUCUAUGCUACUUUUUACUCAUUGCAUCAAUGUAACUAGGCAAGCCAAGUCUCUAAACAGUAAACACCAAACGACUGUUGUGAAUAUUUCUAAAAUCCAAUGUUUAUAGGUUAAUUUGAACUUCAGUCUUUUUAUGCAGAAAAUAUAUAAAUUGCAUUUAUUAGGUCUUGUAUGAGGCUAAAGCUGUAUGUGUAGAAUGCAUGUAUCCAAAUGUUUUGUAUGUGCACAGGAUACUUUAGUUAUUUAAAAAUAAAUGUUUUUCUUUCAAAACCUC
Molecule: messenger RNA, 2486 nt
Organism: Paramisgurnus dabryanus
Lineage: Eukaryota; Metazoa; Chordata; Actinopteri; Cypriniformes; Cobitidae
Product: caspase-8-like
Biological process (GO): proteolysis; regulation of apoptotic process
Molecular function (GO): protein binding; cysteine-type endopeptidase activity
Source: RefSeq, a predicted model, not a curated record